GAGAGAGAGGGAGGGAGGCAAGGAAAGGGAGACCCGGGAGGCUGUCGGAAGGGAGCGAGCCGCGUCUCUGUGUCCGUAUGACAGACAUUGACGAUUCCCAUGAGCGGCUCCAGAGGGACGCCCACUUCCUCUGCUCGGAUCGCAAGAUGGACACCGAACUGGUCGACAGACUGGUGCUGCAGCUGAACCGGAUCUACCCCCAGAUCCUGAGCGACAAGGAAGCCCGCAGGUUCAGGGACCUGAGAGUUCCCACCGAGGUGCGGUUAGCUCAGCUGUUGACGUUCCUGCGCGGGAGGGGCGAGGACGCGUGUUACGAAUUCUACAGAGGACUUCACAUCCUCGCCGAGAACGUCUACGCCGGCCUCCCGUCCAGAGCAACACGAAGAGAGGUGGCUGAUCCAAAGCGGACGACCGCCGCGGCGAUCCACCCGCAGAGCGACAGAGGGUCGAUGUUCUUCCUCAGCUGUUUCAGCUUCGUGGUCGGCGCCGCGAUGCUCUACUACUACGGAGAGGGGGAAACUUGUCCUUUUCUUCGAGGCUCUGCGGCGGGAUUCAGCAAAGGUGCAAAAUAUGUUUUCAUUUCCUACGCCGAGGUUGGAAGGCAGAGGACAUGAAGCCCCCCGGGAUGCCGACAUGCUUAAGAAGUGGCACCGCGAGUAGAGCGGGGGGGGGGGGGCACUCCUCGGUGGCCAAAUCUGUGUGCGCAGUGAUAACAAUCGUACGCACUUGUAAGCAAUGGCUGAUGAACUUUUCCUCUGAAAAAGAGAAAUGAAGGGAAUCUCUGCUCGCUCUGUUGACCGCACAGAACAAUAAUAAUCCCCACCAAGAUGCAGCGUGAUAUCAAGAGUGUAACUGCACACCCACACAGCUGUUUUCAAUCACUCUGCCUGAUGGUGGCCCUCAUGUUGGAGAAAUUAUUAACAAUAGUCAAAGUUGAGAAACAAUAUUAUUCUUGUUUAUUCGCUGUCUUUGUAAACUUUAAUAUUAAUUUGUGCUUGUUCUUGCAUAUUUAUUCUACCGGAAAGGGGGCGGGACUUGGCCUCCCAACGGCAAUGAUUAGCGAUUACAUCGCCCCGCCCUAUAAGCUACAACUAAACCAACCAAUGAGCCGGCAGGAUGUCAAUCAAGUGCAGUCUGCACACGCCCACAGGAAGUCUAAUUAUAAUACAUAAGUGAAAACACCAUGAACUUCAUACCUCAUACAUGCAACACGUAUUCCCCCCCAGCUCGCCCACCCCAGUGCCUUCUGAUGUGUGACUGUGGUAGAGAAACUGUUCCGAUAUUGCACUGUUGUACUUUGCUCAACUAAAGCCCAUUUUGACAUCACCUCGGGAUGUAUCUUAUAUUGUAAAUCUUGUACGACGAAGAAGUGUCACCGAUUUACACAGAUGUGUAUAGUUCCUUUGUAUCAAAUAAAUGAAAGAAAUCCACAUUGUG
Messenger RNA from Pungitius pungitius (ninespine stickleback), 1437 nucleotides. RefSeq names its product caspase recruitment domain-containing protein 19-like. The record is from RefSeq and is a predicted model, not a curated record. Gene Ontology annotation, cellular component: mitochondrion. The coding region runs from base 78 to 614 and encodes 178 amino acids. The transcript is spliced from 6 exons. Lineage: Eukaryota; Metazoa; Chordata; Actinopteri; Perciformes; Gasterosteidae.